AUGUCUACAUCUGACAAGUUGGUAUCGCUUCGCCAGUCGGGGCCAAGGACGCCUAGUUUACAGGCAGGAUUCAUUGGUAGCGAACGUCGAUCGCCAUUAAAUCAGAACGGACUCGCAACAGCAACAAGUCAGCCAGCAGCCUCUCUGAAACGUACCAUUUCGGAGGAUCUCUCGAGCGAGAACGAGAGUCGCAGAAAGAAGCUGGUUUGCCUUGCGCAGCGGCUGCACGUCGAAGUCGGCCAAUCUCCUGUUACUACUCCAAAAUCGAAAUAUGCCCCGCUGUCCGCCACCGUGCAGACUUCGCAGACGCCCGGAUCCAAGUCUGAUCUGAGAAAAUUUGGCUGUAAAAGUUGCAAGACAUUCCUCGCACUAUAUGAGAGUAUCAUUAGUAGAAAUUUUCGUGGUCAGCACGGCAAGGCUUAUCUUUUCUCCAACGUCGAGAAUGUGGACUUUGGAAUGCCACAGGAGAAGUCCAUGACGACUGGGAUGCAUACUUUGCGCGAUGCCAGAUGCCUCGGAUGCGGCGAGGUCAUGGGCUGGAAGUACGACAAAGCCAAGGAAAAAAGCGAAAGAUAUAAGGAGGGCAAGAUUGUGCUUGAAGCAGAACUGCUAUGCGCCGUGUAG
This is a messenger RNA of Pestalotiopsis fici W106-1, 624 nucleotides long. RefSeq lists its product as uncharacterized. The coding region runs from base 1 to 624 and encodes 207 amino acids. The record is from RefSeq and is a predicted model, not a curated record. The transcript has 2 exons. Gene Ontology annotation, cellular component: ubiquitin ligase complex. NCBI's taxonomy places the organism in Eukaryota, Fungi, Ascomycota, Sordariomycetes, Amphisphaeriales, Sporocadaceae.